AUGUGUAGGUAUAAUUUAGAUAUUCUUGGCAUUAGCGAAUGCCGUUGGACAGGAUCUGGACGCCAACGAACAUCAGAUGGCUCGGUGAUUUUGUACUCGGGCAACGAUACCACCCACACCAACGGCGUGGCCCUGAUUGUUGCUAAGAAAUAUGUUAACACCUUGUUAGAAUGGGAGCCAAUCAGUGAUCGAUUACUGAGAGCCCGCUUUGAUUCCAAACACUGUAAACUUACUAUCAUCCAGUGUUAUGCACCAAAAAACGAAGCUGAUGACGAGGCAAAAGACGACUGGUAUGAUCAUUUAACCCAAGUAAUAUCUAGGGUUCCCAGACACGACAUGUUGCUUGUUAUUGGGGAUUUGAACGCCAAAGUAGGAACAGACAAUACUAACUACGAGAGAGCUAUGGGCGUGUAUGGCUGUAGCACAAUGAACAACAACAGCGAACUACUUGCAGAUUUUUGUCUCAACAAUGACCUUGUAAUUGGAGGUACUAUAUUCCCCCACAAGAACAUCCACAAACUCACUUGGAGGUCACCAGAUGGAAGAACACUCAACCAGAUUGACCAUAUCAUCAUUAAUGGAAAAUGGCGACGAUCCCUUUUAAAUGUUAGAGUGUAUCGAGGGGCCGAUGCAUCGAGUGACCACAACCUAGUUGUAACAUCAGUGAAACUGAAACUUCGCAAGGUAAAGAAGCAAGUCCAGCAGAGGAAACAACUUGAUGCCGUCAAGCUUAAGUGUCCCAAGAUUCAAAAGCAGUUUGUUCUAGAGGUAAAGAACCGCUUUCAGGCACUUGCCGACAAUGCUGAAGACACCCCAGUUGAAACCAGAUGGAACAAGAUCAAAUCUGUGUACAACGAGGCUGCAGUCGACAUAAUAGGCUACAAGAAGAAGAACAGCAAGCAGUGGUUAUCACCUGAGACAUGGAAGAAGAUAGACGAACGCAAAUAA
Messenger RNA from Nematostella vectensis (starlet sea anemone), 948 nucleotides. RefSeq names its product craniofacial development protein 2-like. Gene Ontology annotation, biological process: chromatin remodeling. Bases 1 to 948 code for a protein of 315 amino acids. Gene Ontology annotation, cellular component: nucleus. The transcript has a single exon. The record is from RefSeq and is a predicted model, not a curated record. NCBI's taxonomy places the organism in Eukaryota, Metazoa, Cnidaria, Anthozoa, Actiniaria, Edwardsiidae.